Sesamum indicum (sesame) is the source of this 872-nucleotide messenger RNA. RefSeq lists its product as uncharacterized. NCBI's taxonomy places the organism in Eukaryota, Viridiplantae, Streptophyta, Magnoliopsida, Lamiales, Pedaliaceae. The record is from RefSeq and is a predicted model, not a curated record.
AGAAAGAAACAGGCGCACACACAUAUAUAUUAACUCAAAACCAUUGAAACAAAACGUAGUAAGUAUGCUUUGAAAUUAUCCAAACGUCAAUUGCCAUAUAUCUUACCAUCAUGGCACUUGACACCGAGUAGAUUCAGAACGACCCACCAAAAAAAAAGAAAAACGAAAAACAAAAGAAACUGUCAACUACCCCACAACCAAGAUUCAUUCUUGCAACUACUCUUUUUUUGUUUUAUUAUGACAUCCUGGCUUUCGUCAAAUGCAACCUCCUUUUGUCCUCCUUAGAAUCUUCAAAUCCAGAAAAUGGUUUUUUUCGUAGCCUACAACGACGUCGUCCCGUUUGAUUGCUCACAAGAUUAGAUCAUAGAUCGUAGAAUAUUUGGGUUUUUUCUUUUAUUUAUUUUUUUGGAGGGAAAAAAAGAAAACUAAAGAGAAAUGGAUAGUUCAUUAGGAACCGGUUUUAUGGCGGUUUUUGCAGCCUCGGGCAGCGUGGUUUUGCUCGCCAUGCAGGUCCACAAACGCCUUCUCUCCAAUUUCAUGAAGCAGAUGGAAUUCGAGUUCAAGAAUUCGACCGUGGGGGUGAAGGAUGAGCCGAAGAAGAAGGUGAGAUUCGCGGACGAAGAAACAGUGGCUGAUCAGAGAUCUUGUGGGAAGAAACACAUGUCAAGGCCUGCGGCGGCGGCGGGGGCGGCCGCCCGGUAUAACAAUAAUGAGAAUUUGGAGGGUAUGCCCCAGAAUUGGCAAGUAAUGUACAAAGGGAUUUUACAGUGCAGGAACCUUAGGGGGUAUAACUAAUUAAUGUUUUUACAUCUACUCCUAUUGUCUUCUGUUUGCUGAAGCGGCGGCGGCGGCCGUUGGAGAUCCUUAACUUC